Molecule: messenger RNA, 447 nt
Organism: Ilex paraguariensis (yerba mate)
Lineage: Eukaryota; Viridiplantae; Streptophyta; Magnoliopsida; Aquifoliales; Aquifoliaceae
Source: the annotation of a GenBank genome assembly
AUGGGUGUCACCAUGAUCGUCGAAUGGACUUACCAUGGUCGAUACCACCCGGGAUACGAUUGGAUUGUUUGCUAUGCUCCGGUGAUGAUUGCUCUCCCCGUCCUCUCCUGGAUGAUAUGUCUUUCCUUCGCCUUUGCUUUCAACAAGGGUCAGGUUAAAUUGUUGUUACCGGUCACCGAUCAGUCACAGUUGGAACAACCACAAGAUGAGGUGAUGCAACAACUACCACUGGCAUUGCAUUAUCAGCAACCUGGGGUGGUGCAAGUCCAACCUGUUCAUGAUCACACAUCUGAUUCGAACUUAAGACGUAAGGGAAUAAAUAUAGAAUGUCUGACUGUGGAAACUGAUAAUAAGGAUGACACAGAGACUCUGAAAAGAUCAUGUUCUUUGCCAGUAUAUAGCACUCCAAUUGACAACAGCAAGAUUAAGCGUACAUCAAGUUUUUGA